Dioszegia hungarica is the source of this 837-nucleotide messenger RNA. RefSeq lists its product as uncharacterized. The transcript is spliced from 3 exons. Lineage: Eukaryota; Fungi; Basidiomycota; Tremellomycetes; Tremellales; Bulleribasidiaceae. Bases 1 to 837 code for a protein of 278 amino acids. The record is from RefSeq and is a predicted model, not a curated record.
AUGACAUCCUUCCUGGCCUCGGUUCACCCAUACCUUACUCCCCUUCACACCGCCAUUCACCCUCGCAUACCCUUCGCACCCCUGGACAUCUAUGGAGCAAUCCGCCUCUCUCAGGUAGUCGAGUGGGUAGCUACCGGUGUACUCUCGCCCAGUGCCGAAUCGGACCAGCCAUCCGCCAAAUCUGAAACGAAACGCGUUGGGAAAGGGAAACCGCAACGCGCAGGAGUCCUUCAGGAAUGUAUGGGUCUGCUGGUCGUGCUAUUUGGAGGAGAAACAUUCCUAUCAACCUGUACUCGCACACCACCAUCUUGGCUCAUCACCCCGAAGAUCGGCCUGCUAUUCUGCCUCAUUCAUAUCUUGCAUACUCGAACCUCACUGCGAAGGCUCAUACCUGCGAGACCCACCCUUACCCUCGAACUGCUACUAUCGAUCCCGGAUGCGAUCGGUCGUACCCUGCUCUUAACCCGCUUCUCGGUUCUUCCCCUCGCCCGACAAUCACCCAGCUUCUUCGCCCUUCCCUCCACACCGGCGACACUCAUACUAGUCCCCUUCAUCCUCGCUGCGCCAUAUGCGGCUCUCGCCUUCACCGGUACCAAUCUCUUCUCUCCGGAGCCGUCGAUGUCAACGCCGAUGGAGCUCCAGCCUCAGGGCUGGCUGAUGGUCGAUGCUUGGCUCCCUCUGCUGAUACCUGCUAUGUUCUGCACACUCUUGGGCCCGGUUCCCGGCUGGGGUGUGGGACUGGGAUGGAGCGAGGAGGAGGCAAUCACGGCGUGUACCGGUAUGGUCUUGGCGGCAUUUCUGGGGCGUUCGUUAUACAAUUAUGGCCCGCGGAGGUAG